UCAUAGAUUUCCACCUUAUACUCACAUGCUAAUGGGCAAUGGACAAGAACAUCAAACUCAAGGAAAUUAAUAAUUCUCUAAAGUCAAUACGAAAUUUCCAUUGAGAAUUAUAUAAAUAAAUAAAACGCGUCUUGACUGACUAGCCAACGGCAAUUUAUGGCAUGAGUUUUUCAUUCCCAAAUGAUUAUGACAAAUCCCAAAAAGAUGCAGAUGAUGCAUUCAACAAAUUCACUGAACAGGCCAACUCUACCAUGAAAUGGGGAGUAGCAGAAUCCUUUGUUAUGGGUGUGGUGAUAAUUAUAGCAAUUGUGGCUAUAGUAUAUGUCAUUAUUGACUGCUUGAAGAAAGUAGGAAAUGCAAUUCCAGGUUAUGCCAGGAUUGCAAACAUUGACAUUGACAAAGCUUCUAAACAAGAAUCUUCUGACCAUAUGACUAUCAGAGUGGAGCCGGAGGUCCCAGUUAAUCAAGACUCACGUAUUCAGUUUGCAACAGUGGAAAGAUUUCUCAGCAAGAUAGCAAGAGAAAAACCUGUCAGGUUCUCACCUCAGCAGAUCGAAGAAAUCACCAAUAACUGCUCCAAGAUAUUGGGUUCAGGCAGCUACGGAGUAGUCUUUGCAGGAGAGUUACCAAACGGAGUGCUAGCAGCUGUCAAGGUUCUCACUAAUCAUUCAAGUAAUAAGAAAAUGGAAGAACAGUUCAUGGCAGAAGUGAGCACUAUAGGAAGAACUUAUCAUGUCAACCUGGUUAGACUCUACGGAUUCUGCUUCGACCCUUCUAUGAUGGCUCUUGUUUAUGAGUACAUGGAGAACGGAUCUCUAAACAAAUUCUUGUUCGACGAAAGACGAGAGACAGAAUGGGAGAAGCUGCAUCAGAUUGCAAUAGGAACUGCGAAAGGCAUAGCUUAUUUACAUGAGGAGUGUGAGCAAAGGAUUGUUCACUACGAUAUCAAACCUGAAAACAUUCUCCUUGAUGACAACUUUAACCCAAAGGUUGCGGAUUUUGGACUGGCAAAGCUAUGUAACAGAAGGGAAAGUAGUAAGGUAGCAUUGAGUGGCGGCAGAGGAACACUUGGAUACUCUGCGCCAGAGGUGUGGGAUCGGAACCAUCCUGUGACUCACAAGUGUGAUGUGUACAGCUUUGGGAUUCUUCUCUUCGAAAUUGUUGCCAGGAGAAGACAUUUUGAUGCUAAUCUUAGCGAGUCCCGCCAAUGGCUUCCGAGAUGGGCAUGGGAUAUGUACAAGAAUAAUGAAUUGGGAGUGAUGCUGGCGCUCUGCGGAAUUGAAGGGAAGGAUAAAGAGAAAGCAGAGAAGAUGUGCAGUGUGGGUUUCUUGUGCAUUCAGGAUUCACCAGAUGCAAGACCUCUGAUGAGUGAUGUGGUGAAGAUGCUGGAAGGAGGCGUGGAAAUACAGCAUCCGCCUCAGAACCCAUUUCAGUAUUUGGAAUCUGCAGCUCAGAACCUGGCAUUGAACAGUGAUAGCAGUAUUGAAGACUCGAGCAUGUCUGAAUAAGGAAGACAACGUUACCUUGCAUCUAGGAAUCGUACUUCUGAAAUUAGUUAGCUGCUUGUUAGCGAUAGGCAACAGUGUCAAGGUUUAUAUAUCUGUAAUAUGAAUCAAUCAUGGACUGAAAUUUACAUUGAAAUUUCAGUAUUUAAUCCCCUAGUUGAAGGACAUUUCAGGAAAA
Molecule: messenger RNA, 1683 nt
Organism: Ricinus communis (castor bean)
Lineage: Eukaryota; Viridiplantae; Streptophyta; Magnoliopsida; Malpighiales; Euphorbiaceae
Product: LEAF RUST 10 DISEASE-RESISTANCE LOCUS RECEPTOR-LIKE PROTEIN KINASE-like 2.4
Exons: 3
Coding region: 162-1508 (448 amino acids)
Biological process (GO): protein phosphorylation
Molecular function (GO): ATP binding; protein kinase activity
Source: RefSeq, a predicted model, not a curated record